Penicillium arizonense is the source of this 1479-nucleotide messenger RNA. RefSeq lists its product as uncharacterized. The record is from RefSeq and is a predicted model, not a curated record. The transcript has 5 exons. Gene Ontology annotation, cellular component: mitochondrial inner membrane; uniplex complex. Lineage: Eukaryota; Fungi; Ascomycota; Eurotiomycetes; Eurotiales; Aspergillaceae. Gene Ontology annotation, biological process: calcium import into the mitochondrion; mitochondrial calcium ion homeostasis. Gene Ontology annotation, molecular function: calcium channel activity; uniporter activity. Bases 1 to 1479 code for a protein of 492 amino acids.
AUGUACUAUAUCCUCUACUUGACGAGCCUCUGCCGCCGCCGCCACUGGCCCGAACCAACCUACAACUCCUACACAAACACAAGCGGAUACACAUGCGUAGUACGCGUCAACAACCGCGAAUACCAAACAGACACCGUGUACGCAUCCGAAACACUAGCGCGCGAAAGCGCCGCUAUGCGCGCGUACCUGAUUUGCCGCAAUUUCUCUGUGAAUGACGUCUCUGGUGACAAUCAGAAGACGGAAGAGCUUUUGGAGAAAUUUGAGGUGCAAGAAGGGAAUCAGGAGGCCCGGCCUCAGCAUUAUAUUACCAGUGAGGAUGGCAAGGGUAAAAUGUUGACGACGCCAUCGCGGCUCUUCAAGUUGAUCAUUCCGUUAACAAUCGUUGGCAAUCCCGGCCAUGAAAAAGAGAUCGAACCGAUAGCUAUUCUCGUCCACCCACAACAACCUCUAUCCUACCUAGAACGCCUGAUCCAGUCCGAACUCCCCCCAAUCAAAGGACAAACAGACAAACUCCGACCACCAGCAGUAUCCUUCAUCGCACUUCAGCACGAAGACAACGCGAUUAAACCUAAAAAGAGAAUUGAAGAUGAUAUUGACGUUGAUGCACACCACCCCGACAGCAUCAAUAUCAAAGAUUUCGUCCCAGGAAACGACGGUGUCGGCGGCAGUAAGCCACUCGGCAGCAAGCCAGUCUUCCAUCGUCGUCGUACUCAGGAUGAAGAUGCAGAAACUUACAGCUACCCGCGAAAUACGGAUUCGGAAGGCUCAGAGGACGGCGAACUAGACCGGUUCGUCCGCUGGUCUCAGGCCACCGAAGUAGGCGAUUUCAUCCGCGACGCAGCUAGAGCGGGCGAGUUCAUCGUUACUAUUGAAGGUGCACCAGCGGGUCUUGGCCAGAUCCGGGUUGCAGUACCAUCAUUCAAUGAACGCACGUACUACCUGCGCAUGCGGCUGCGUAAGCUCUCGCGGCGGAUACAAACGUUGGCGGAAAUUAAAGAGACAUGCGAUGCUUUGGCGCAUCGGGGGGCUCAGCGCGUUGCAAUUGGUGGAUUUGGAAUUCUUUCCGUCUGGUGGUUCACGGUGUACAAGUUGACGUUUGAAACUGAUUUGGGAUGGGAUACCAUGGAGCCGGUGACCUACUUGGUCAGUUUGUCUACCUUGAUGGGAGGUUAUCUGUGGUUCUUGUAUCACAACCGUGAGAUUUCUUACAAGUCAGCACUAGAUUUUACGAUCAGUGCCAGACAGAAGAAGCUGUAUCAACUGCACAAGGUGGACUUGCAGUUGUGGGAGUCUUUGAUUGACGAGGGUAACUCACUUCGUCGGGAGAUCAAGAAUAUCGCUGCUGAGUAUGAUGCCGAAUGGAAUGAGCGUGCCGAUGAACAAGAUCGGCGCGUGACAGAAGUUCUCAAGUCUGAGCGCAGACAGAAGAACAACAAACAGCACGAGUCUGAUGACAAGCGUGACAAGGACGACGACUGA